Molecule: messenger RNA, 3431 nt
Organism: Podarcis lilfordi (Lilford's wall lizard)
Lineage: Eukaryota; Metazoa; Chordata; Lepidosauria; Squamata; Lacertidae
Source: the annotation of a GenBank genome assembly
AUGUCCAACCAUCACAUGGCGCACAUGGGCCAUGAUAUGAAUAGCUCAACAACGCCCACCCCAGAUCCUCAUGCACACCAUCAUGCCAUGACAACAUCGGGGCAUAUACAUGAUGGAGGGAUGAUGAUGAUGAUGGUGAGUAGAGCUCAAGCGAUACCUCUGGUGCAGAAGCUGUGUGACAAAUUUGGUCUGCCAGGCCUCCACAUUGGAUGUCAGGUGUCGGGCAGGCAGAGGUGUCCUGCUUGUGCACCUGAACCUUGCAGAAAUAGGAUUUGACUCCUGCUUUCUGAAUGUUAGGGUAUAUCAGCAACGUCACCAGAUCUACUAAAAAUCUGUCCAGAUCCAGAAAGACAGAGAGAAGCAACAGCACGCACAUCCCACUUGGACUCUUCAACUCUGUGGGUGCCAACUCCCAGUCACAUGGCCUGUUUAUGGCCCCACCAAACUUUAAGCAAGGUGCUGAUCAACACCAACAGCAAGCCCUGUGGCAUCCUGAUCAGUGACUUUUUGGUGAAGGUGAUCCCUGCCUGAAGCAGGGCUUGCUGAUUGGCGCUUGCAGCAAGCCACACAAAAGUCAGCUUUGAAGUUGGGUCACCUGACAACAGGGUGAUGUUGAAUGAUUGACAGGUACCGGUAAUUUCAGAGGGUCUUCAAACCUUAGUGGAACUGCAAGUGUUUCUGAGAUGAGCCUCCUUCCAUCUCAUGAAUUGGGAAUUCAGCUGCUGAUUGCAAAUGGUGACUGGAGAGAGCAAAUGUUGACCACUCUCUUUUCUCACAUGCACACAUUCACUACCCUUGGAUCAUGCUGGUAAAGGGAGAGGCAGUGGGGUGGGGCUGGGUGAGUAGGGUGAGUAGGGUGCCACUCCAAUGAAUUUGCAGUCUCUGUGGUUCUAGUCCCAUGCAACCUGUUUGAAACUGUGAUGCCCAAAGACCCUGCCACUCACAAAGCUCCAUUGUGGCAUUAAAUGGACUCCUUGUUUCUUGUGCAGGAUAUGACCUUCCACUUUAGUUAUAACAAUGUGCCUUUGCUGUUUUCCGGGCUUGUCAUCAACACUGCUGGAGGUGAGUGAGUGAUUUACUAGGUGCCACUAAGAUGGGUCAAAGUAUCUGUUGCCCAAACCACAGUCUGGUGGAGGAGUGGGGGAUGUUGGACUGAAUACAGUACAGCAACAGGCAGGAAAAAAAUCAAAUAAUCUGCUAAGACCCUCAGCAAUUUUCAAGUGGUUCUUAGGCAGGGGAGAUGGGGGAGAGAGUUUGGGAACUGUUAGAUUUACUGAUUUAUGUGUGGUAGAUCAACUUCAAGACUUGUUCCAUUAUCCAGACCUCCUUGGAAAUGUUAACAAUGGGGGUGGGCCAUAGCUCAGUGGUUUAUCACAUGUGGUCCUUCUGAAUAACUUAAUGCUGGAAUCAAUGUUGCUGAGUAACAACCUCAGCCAAUCAGAUUGUAGUGUCACUUGAGUGCUUUACCUGCCUUAACUGGAGUGCUGAUAUCCCAGCAUGGAAUAGAUCCAGGAACUUUCCUCCUUCUCACUCUGCUAGAGAUGGCUGGUGCAUUUGUGGCCAUUUUCCUCCUGGCCAUGUUCUACGAAGGCCUGAAGAUUGCCCGAGAGAGCCUCCUCCGGAAGUCGCAAGUCAGCAUCCGCUACAACUCCAUGCCAGUUCCUGGACCAAAUGGCACAGUCUUGAUGGAAACACACAAAACAGUUGGGUGCGCACACUCUUUCUAUCUACAGGGGACUUUAACAUGGGAAACCCAACUGGGGCAUAGCCAGUUCAUGGUCCUUUCUGACCUAACUCACAGUACUUGUGGUAUCUCACAAAGCAACUUUUCUCAGCCUGGUGCCCUCCAUAUGCUUUGGACUACAUCUCCCAUCAGCCCUGACCACUGAGGUUGUGCUGCCUCGGUCUGACGGGAGUCAGGAGUCCAAAAUUAUCUGUAGAGGAUACCAGGUUGGGGAAGGCUGCUGUAGAAUCAGAGAUGAAAGAAAGCAGGAUCCACGGUGCAGGUUGCAGCUUCAGCAUCCAUGGCAGAUGGUUUUAAAUACCUUCCACAAAGAAAAGUCCACCACCUCUUGAGGCAGACUAUUCCACCAGGUUAUAUCCAAUGUUAGCCGUCCGACUCAGAGCACCCGUUGAAACUGAUGGACGCAUCUAACUUAGGCUCAUUAAUUUCAGUGGGUCUCCUUUGGGUAUAACCUAAUUGGAUACAAUCCCUCUCAAACGUUUACCCCAAAACCUGCUUCCUGCCCACUAAUUCUUGUUUGCUACAUUUAUUUCUUGCCUUUUCUUCCAAAGAGCUCAAGGUUUGGCAUACAUGGUCUUCUCCCUCCCCACAACAACCCUGAGAGACAGGGACUGACCCAAGGUCACCUAGUUAGCUUUGUGACUAAGUGAGGAUUUGAACCCCUGGUCUCCCAAACUCAAGUCUUACACUCUGUUUCCCAAUCCACUCUUGUUCUCAUCCUGUCCUCUGGCGCAAUAGGAAUCAAGCCCACUCUAUCUUUUGUGUGACAGCACUUCAGAUAUUUGAAGUUGGCUAUGAUGCCUCUCCUUAAUCUUCUCACAUUUAGGCUGAACAUUCCCAGUUCUUUCAACCAUUCCUCAUAGGGCUUGGUUUCUAGACACUUUACCAUCCUGGCUGCCCUCCUCUGGGCAUGCUCCAGUUUGUUAAUGUGUGUCUUAAAAUGUGGAACCCAGAACAAGGCUUGACCAAUGCAGAAUAGAAUGAGCUGCUAUUUUUCAUGUUCUGGAUGCUUUGCAGCCUAAGAUUGUGUUACUCUAGUGUUGUUGUUGUUGUUUCUAUACCACCCUUCAAGUUUAGCUUGUGAUCCACCAAGUUACCUAGAUCCUUUUCACGUAUGCUGCAGCCACACCAGUCUCCCACAUGCUAUGCUUGCAACCAUAUUUUGUGUGUUUCCCUAAAUGCAGGACUUCACAUUUAUUCCUGCUGAACUUCCACCCUGCUGGUUUCAGCCUUCUUGUGUCAGGAACUAAAGUGGGCUGCUCCUUCUCUAGUAGGGGGGCGGGGAGCCAUUCUAUGCUAGAUGUGUGAGAGAAGUGUCAAUUUAAUUCUUUCUUAUUACACCUUGUUGCUUCAGUUCGUAGGUCAUUUAUAGAUCUUAACCCUUUCUGGCUCCAAAGUCUGCCAUUCGUAGUCAGUCCUUGCCCAUCCACCCAGCAUGUACUGAAUGUUUCCUUUCUCUCUCUCUUUUUCUUUCUCAUUGGUCAGGCAACAGAUGCUGAGCUUCCCUCACCUUUUCCAGACUGCGCUGCACAUCGUCCAGGUGGUGGUCAGCUACUUCCUUAUGCUUAUCUUCAUGACCUACAAUGGCUACCUCUGCAUUGCCGUGGCAGCAGGCGCUGGGACAGGCUACUUCCUUUUCAGCUGGAAGAAGGCUGUGGUGGUGGAUAUCACGGAGCAUUGCCAUUAA